AUGGUCCUUCAAGACUGCAGAGUUAAGCCCACGGAGCUGAUCACAUGUCACUUGGCCCUUGUCCAUAUUGUGAUGCUACUCGUUGCAUUAGAUUUCUUGUCUCCAGACAUGUUUGAGUCACUGAAUUUACACAAUGACUUUAAAUGCAAGAUAUUGUUUUACCUGAGCAGGGUGAUGAGGGGCCUCUCCAUCUGUAUCACCUGCUUCCUGAGUGUGCUGCAGGCCACCACCAUCAGCCCAUACACAGACUGGAUGGAUAAAAUCAAGCACAUACUUACAAAUUACAUCAUCCAUAUUUUCUUGUUUUUUUGGUCCCUCAAUUUGUCUUUAAGUAGUAAUAUCAUCUUGUUCACUGUAGCUUAUUCCAACACAAGCCAGACAAAUUUGCUUGUUGUCAGUAAAUACUGCUCACUAUCUCCAACUACUUCCAUCAUAAAGGGACUGUUUUUCAUUUUGACAUUUUCCAGGGAUGUCUUCUUUGUGGGACUCAUGCUGUUCUCUAGUGUAUACAUGGUGCUUCUGUUGUUCUGGCAUCAUAGGCGAUCACAGCAUCUCCACAGAAGCAGCCUCUCUGCAAGACGCUCCCCAGAGCAAAGAGCCACCUGGACUGUCCUGGUUCUGGUGAGUGUCUUUGUGGUCACAUACUGGAUGAACCUCAUCAUUUCAUCCCAUUCAAGAUUGCUCUGGAGGUAUGACUCAGUCCUUCUGAGUCUACAGAAAUUUGUACUCAAUGCCUAUGCUACUGCAUGUCCAGUGAUACAAAUGACUUUCCAGAAGAGAACACAUGAUAUGGUGCGACUCAUGUACUGGAAAUAUAGUCACUUCAUUACAAGAUAA
Mesocricetus auratus (golden hamster) is the source of this 837-nucleotide messenger RNA. Its product is annotated as putative vomeronasal receptor-like protein 4. The transcript has a single exon. The coding region runs from base 1 to 837 and encodes 278 amino acids. Gene Ontology annotation, molecular function: pheromone receptor activity. The record is from RefSeq and is a predicted model, not a curated record. Gene Ontology annotation, biological process: G protein-coupled receptor signaling pathway. Gene Ontology annotation, cellular component: membrane. NCBI's taxonomy places the organism in Eukaryota, Metazoa, Chordata, Mammalia, Rodentia, Cricetidae.